Molecule: messenger RNA, 153 nt
Organism: Tricharina praecox
Lineage: Eukaryota; Fungi; Ascomycota; Pezizomycetes; Pezizales; Pyronemataceae
Exons: 2
Coding region: 1-153 (50 amino acids)
Source: RefSeq, a predicted model, not a curated record
AUGAUUUCGAACCCCUCCGAGCUCGCCAAUCGUGUCUGCAUGUGCGGCUGCGGCGGCCCCAAGAAGUGCGCCUGCGGCGAGGGCUGCGGCUGCGGAAGCUGCCUGCCUUGCGGCGACAAGGGCGACAAGGGUGACAUGGGCGAGACGAAGUAG